UCACAGCAUUUUUGCGCCCAGCGGUCUAUCUGGCAACCCGUGAGUCACUCUGUGCAAAAGUGAAGCCGGCGUUGUCGUGGUGUUCCGUUGCCAGAAAUACUCUGAAUUCUCAUCGUAAUUCGCCAAGAGCGCACACAAAGUACAUCACAAAGUGUUCCCCGUGGAUUGAGGCGCGAGAAUUGGUAUAGUUUGCGCGUGAGGGCAUUGUUUGAGUGGGGCUACUGGUGAUUUUCUCCGAGAACGCAGCUGGAAGUCAAAAUGGCGGAUAAUGACGACCUUUUGGAUUACGAGGAUGAGGAGCAGAACGAUCCGGUGGUCGCAGAGGCCGCGGAGGCGCCCAAGAAGGAUGUGAAGGGCACUUACGUGUCCAUCCACAGCUCGGGCUUCCGGGAUUUCCUGCUGAAGCCGGAGAUUCUGCGUGCGAUCGUCGAUUGCGGCUUUGAGCAUCCGUCUGAAGUUCAGCACGAAUGCAUUCCGCAGGCGGUGCUGGGCAUGGACAUUCUCUGCCAAGCGAAAUCGGGCAUGGGGAAGACGGCGGUGUUCGUGUUGGCCACUCUGCAGCAGCUGGAGCCCACGGAGAAUCACGUGUACGUCCUCGUGAUGUGCCACACGCGUGAGUUGGCGUUCCAGAUCAGCAAGGAGUACGAGCGCUUCUCCAAGUACAUGCCGGCCGUGAAGGUGGCCGUCUUCUUCGGCGGCUUGCCCAUCCAGAAGGACGAGGAGAUCCUCAAGAGCACGAAUCCGCACAUCGUUGUCGGCACGCCGGGGCGCAUUCUCGCCCUCAUUCGCAGCAAGAAGCUGAAUUUGAAGCACCUCAAGCACUUCAUCCUCGAUGAGUGCGACAAGAUGCUCGAGCAACUUGAUAUGCGUCGAGACGUUCAGGAGAUAUUCCGCAAUACGCCUCAUGGGAAGCAAGUGAUGAUGUUCUCAGCCACGCUCAGCAAAGACAUUCGUCCUGUCUGCAAGAAAUUCAUGCAAGAUCCCAUGGAAGUGUAUGUGGACGAUGAGGCGAAGCUGACGCUGCACGGACUGCAGCAGCAUUAUGUGAAGCUGAAGGAGAAUGAGAAGAACAAGAAGCUCUUUGAACUACUGGACGUGCUGGAGUUUAAUCAGGUGGUAAUAUUUGUGAAGUCUGUGCAGCGCUGCAUGGCGUUGGCGCAGUUGCUGACGGAGCAGAACUUCCCGGCCAUUGGCAUCCAUCGUGGGAUGGUGCAGGAGGAGCGCUUGUCGCGCUAUCAGCAGUUCAAGGACUUCCAGAAGCGCAUUCUCGUGGCGACGAAUCUGUUUGGACGCGGAAUGGACAUCGAGCGGGUGAAUAUUGUCUUCAACUACGACAUGCCCGAGGAUUCUGACACUUAUUUGCACCGCGUGGCGCGAGCCGGUCGCUUCGGUACCAAAGGAUUGGCCAUCACGUUCGUGUCUGAUGAGGCAGACGCGAAGAUCCUCAAUGAGGUGCAGGAUCGAUUUGACGUGAAUAUCACGGAACUUCCGGAUGAGAUUGAUCUCUCCUCAUACAUUGAGGGACGAUAGACGUUGCAGAGCGAGUGAGACAGACAGAUUACUGCAAACAUUUACUUUACAAUUAAGUAAUUUCAUUUAGUGGAUAAGCAAGAGGAUUUUGAUUGAUUACAUACACUAUGA
Molecule: messenger RNA, 1641 nt
Organism: Phlebotomus argentipes
Lineage: Eukaryota; Metazoa; Arthropoda; Insecta; Diptera; Psychodidae
Gene: Hel25E
Product: ATP-dependent RNA helicase WM6
Exons: 6
Coding region: 259-1530 (423 amino acids)
Biological process (GO): mRNA export from nucleus; mRNA splicing, via spliceosome
Molecular function (GO): RNA binding; RNA helicase activity; ATP binding
Source: RefSeq, a predicted model, not a curated record